This is a messenger RNA of Phlebotomus argentipes, 1960 nucleotides long. Its product is annotated as venom carboxylesterase-6-like. The record is from RefSeq and is a predicted model, not a curated record. Lineage: Eukaryota; Metazoa; Arthropoda; Insecta; Diptera; Psychodidae. Gene Ontology annotation, molecular function: hydrolase activity. The transcript is spliced from 2 exons. The coding region runs from base 293 to 1960 and encodes 555 amino acids.
AGGCCAAAUGGACAAAAAUGUUCGCGGCCGUGAAUCUUUAAAAAUGAAAAAAAGUGUUACUUAAUGAUUAAUUUUACUAUCUUAGUUUUUUACCUCCCUCAUUACUUUCAUGUAAAGAUUACUGAAAAAGUAGAGCAAAGUAGAGCAAUUUUGAUAUGGAUAACCCUUGACUUAGCCAUGAACUAUGUAAUGAAGAACGUGAAGAACUCAAUUUGACUGUAGAGUAGGUGGAGUAUGAACUAUGAGUGUUGAAAUUCCUCAGUCAAUGGUUUCAGUGUGAUUGUGAUGUUCAAUGGGGAACCACGUGUUAGGCCUUAUUCUCCUCAUCAGUGGAGUGUCUCUCGCCCAAGGAGCGACUGUGACAACGCAAAAUGGACCCAUUCGAGGAGAGAAACACUCUAAUUUCUUCGCCUUCAAGGGGAUCCAGUACGGAGAGUCUCCAGUGGGGAUGAAGCGUUUUGAGCCAGUGGAAAUCUUCAGUGAAAAGUGGACAGAAGUGAGAAAUGCCACACAGUUUGCUAAUCCCUGUCUUCAGUGGCGAGAAGGAUCUUCAGAUCAACUCAAUGGUGAUGAGGAUUGUCUCUUCCUGAACGUUUACACAUCUCACAUCGGCGAGGAGGAAAAUCUACCUGUGUUCGUGCACUUCCACGGAGGAGGAUUCACAUAUGGCAGUGGCACGUUCUUCAGUCCAGAGAGAAUGUUUCACCGUCACAAGCUUGUCUUUGUCACUGUCAAUUAUCGCCUGGGGCCUCUGGGAUUCCUCAGCACUGAGGAUGAAGUUGUGCCUGGAAACAUGGGAUUGAAGGAUCAAGUUGUUGCCUUGCUGUGGGUCAAGCAGAACAUCCGAUUCUUCGGUGGAAAUCCCAACUCUGUGACGUUAAGUGGGUUCUCAGCCGGCGGAGCCAGUGUUCAUCUUCACUAUCUCUCUCCUCUGUCUUCUGGCCUCUUCCACCGAGGGAUUUCUCACAGUGGAUGUGCACUCAAUCCCUGGGUUUUGGCAGAGAAUCCUCUCCAAAAAGCACGUGUGGUAGCAAAUCACCUCGGAUGUGCAACGGAAGACAACAGAAGGAUGAUAGAGUGCCUGAAAGGCAAGCCAGCUGAUGAGAUUGUGAGCACUGUGCCACUUUUUCAGCCAUGGCUUUCUCAGCCGUUCACACCCUUUGGCGUGGUUGUGGAGAAGAACUCAGAGAAUCCCUUCUUGUCUGCUCAUCCGGAGCUCAUUUACAAAUCUCAGGCAUUUGCUCAUCUUCCCUGGAUUGUCAGUUACACCGACGCAGACGGAAUUUAUCCUGCAGCCAAACUCCUCCUGGAUUCGACUUCCUUGACUGAACUUCGAGAUCGUUGGCUUGAAUUGGCGCCAUUCUUAUUGGAUUUCAACGAAACCGUGUCUCCAGAGACUUCCCAUGAUGUCUCCAACCAGAUUCUAAGACACUAUCUCAGCGAUAAGCAGAUCUCUCGGGAUUCUUUCGAUGACAUCGUCAAGAUGCUCACAGACAGAAUGUUUGCAGCUGAUAUCGCACGUUCUGUCCGACUUCACAGUCAACACUCACCGACAUUCCUUUACUUCUUGCAAUUCCCAGCCGUUUUCGGCGUCGGACACAUAAUUCUCGGCCAGGACACCACAUUCAAUGGAGCCGCUCACGGAGAUGAUGUGUUUAUGCUGCUGAAAAACAGAAAUGAUCCUCGAGUGAAUCAAACGUCUGAAGAGAAGGAAAUUUGCCGCCUUCUCACUGAAAUUUACAUGUCAUUCGCUAGCGAUUCACAACCCAAAUUGGAUGAUCUUGCCUUUGAAGACAUCAAAUCUCGAGAACUCUUUUCCUUCCUCAACAUUAAGACACCAUCCGAUUUUUCCAUGGAUAAAUCACUAAAUGUCGGAGAGGAGGAGUUUUGGAGAUCUCUUCCUCUGAGAGAAUACAAAACUUCUGCACAACAAUUGCCAACGCAAAAAGGUGAACUGUAG